Messenger RNA from Nicotiana tabacum (common tobacco), 1454 nucleotides. RefSeq names its product B-box zinc finger protein 22. The record is from RefSeq and is a predicted model, not a curated record. Gene Ontology annotation, biological process: photomorphogenesis; regulation of DNA-templated transcription. Gene Ontology annotation, molecular function: zinc ion binding. NCBI's taxonomy places the organism in Eukaryota, Viridiplantae, Streptophyta, Magnoliopsida, Solanales, Solanaceae. Gene Ontology annotation, cellular component: nucleus.
AACACUUGGGUUACAAAAAUCAUGUGACACUAUAAAAUCUCCUUACAACUCCAGCUCAGCGGGUCACCAGCCUAAACCCGACACGUUCUCUCAAAAACAGCCAUUUCUUUUUUCCCAAAGCAACCAUACAAAUACUAAGAAAUCCAAAAUUCCAGUUGCCUACUUCUGUAGAGGUAUUCUCACCGUUAUUCGGUUUUCAUUUACUGCCUAAACCCACCACCUAGGCCCCCCUUGUAAAACCCACUUGCUGCUGCUGCUGCAGCUGCAGCUGCAGAUCUUUUCAUUUUUUGUCACUACUUAGCAUAGAUCUUUCUAGUUUUCUGAACAGAAAGAGGUAAUGAAGAUUCAGUGUAACGUUUGUGAGGUUGCGGAGGCGAACGUCUUGUGCUGCGCCGACGAGGCGGCGCUCUGCUGGUCCUGUGAUGAGAAGGUUCACGCUGCUAAUAAGCUGGCUAGUAAGCACCAGAGAGUUCCUCUCUCUGGCUCUUCUUCUUCCAUGCCUAAAUGUGACAUCUGCCAGGAAUCAGUUGGCUAUUUCUUUUGUCUCGAGGAUCGGGCUUUACUUUGCCGAAAAUGUGAUAUUGCUAUUCACACAGCUAAUCCUCAUGUCUCAGCUCACCAAAGAUUUUUGCUGACUGGAGUGAAAGUAGGACUUGAACCCGUUGAUCCUGGUGGUGCAUCAUCCUCAGGGACGUCGCAGUCCAUUCAGAAGGUUUCAGAGCCAGAGUCUGCUUCACUUUCUAAACGAAAUGCCCCAAUAUCGUUGGAUGCUCAAUUUGACAAAGUAUUACCUCCCCAGGCAAGUGCUGUUGGGGAGUUUGCUCCUAGUAGGUCUCCAUUUGCUGGAGGUUCUGCAGCUGGAAGUAUUCCGCAAUGGCAGUUUGAUGAAUAUAUUGGCCUGAACGAUUUCAAUCAGAAUUAUGGAUACAUGGAUGAUGGAUCAUCCAGGGCGGAUAAUGGGAAACUUGGAGAGUCAGACUGUUCGUCUAUCUUGAGAUUUGAAGAUGAAGAACUAGACGGUGAGGAGUGCUUGGGUCAGGUUCCAGACACAUCUUGGGCAGUGCCACAAGUACCUUCCCCACCUACGGCCUCUGGACUUUACUGGCCCAAAACUUACCAGAAUCCAUUUGAUUGCUCAAUGUUUGUGCCUGACGUUAGUUACUCCCCUUCACAUAACCUUCAACAGCGACCUCCAAAUGGUACUAGUCUGAAACGAAGAAGGCAGUGUUAAUGCAAUUUCCCCAGGCUUUUUCACUCGCAUUAGUGAUAGGUGUUUCAGAUCCCUAAGCUUUUCACUCACGUUAGUGAUAGGUGUUUAGAUAGAGUGAUUUGUGGUAGUUGAAGUUAUUUGAGCAAUGACUAAUGCGUGGUUCUCCUUUGUAAGUAAUCUGCCUUGUUUGCUGCAGUUACAUAGAACUCACAUUAAUGUCAAAAGCAUAUUAGCUCUACUCCAA